ACAAAAUCUUGUCAGCUGUUCGGCAACCUUUGAAACGCCGUGUUCCCUGUCGUUCCAGGUCAAUUUGUCCCGCAGUUGUUGGGUCAAUAAACCCCCCGAAAUUCCCCCCGCCCCCGAUUCCACGUCAUGAACCAUGGAUUGUGGUUGGCUGCUAAUCAGUUUGCUGAUAGGGUGGGUGGGCGUAUCCUUCAUCGCUAGCCAUGAGACUGUCGACGAGAACGGCUAUAUUGUCUUUUGUCCUUGUAUGGGUCGAUUUGGGAAUCAAGUGGACCAUUAUCUGGGAGCUCUAGCCUUCGCUCACGGGCUGAAUCGAACUUUGGUGUUACCCCCGUGGGUCGAAUAUCGGCCUGGCGAAGCCAAAUCCGUCCAGAUCCCGUUUGAUACGUACUUCAAAGAGGCGGAGGUGGCGCGUUAUCAUCGCGUGAUUCUCAUGGCGGAUUUUAUGGAGCAAAUAGCUCCCCAGAUUUGGCCCGAACAUUUGCGAACAUCACUGUGCUACUCUCAUCGACCCGGUUCGGCGCCGAAUUCUUGCAAUGCCAAGGAUGGCAAUCCCUUCGGACCCUUUUGGGACACGUUCCAAAUUGAGUUUGCUUCAUCCGCCACCUAUGGACCGCUUCAUUAUGACGUCCAUCACACUGACAUUGCUCAAGAGUGGCAUCAGCGAUUUUCGGCCACGGAAUGGCCGGUAAUAGCCUUCACCGGAGCGCCGGCCGCUUUUCCCGUCCAAAAAGAGAAUGUGCCGUUGCAGAAAUAUCUGGUUUGGUCUGAUCAGAUCCAGGCACGGGCUCGAGCAUUUAUUAAUGAGCAUUUGAGUGGCGGACCUUUUAUCGGGAUCCAUCUUCGGAAUGGCGUUGAUUGGGCACGAGCGUGUGAAUUUGUCAAGAGCGCUCCCAAUCUAUUUGCCUCAGCUCAAUGCUUGGGCUAUCGCAACGAGCGAGGAUCGUUGACCGAGGAAAUGUGCCAACCCUCGGAGGAGAUCAUCGUGAAACAUUUGCGACGCCUUCUCAAACGCAUGAAGGAUGUCAAGAAAGUGUUUGUGGCCUCAGAUCAUGAUCAUAUGACCCGAACAUUAGGCAAGUACUUCCAAAAGACCGACUUGAUUUUCAUCAAACCGAAUGAGGAUCAACCGCACGUGGAUUUAGCCAUCCUAGGCCGGGCGAAUCAUUUUGUGGGCAAUUGUGUGAGUUCAUUCUCGGGCUUUGUCAAACGCGAGCGCGAUACCCACGGAUUUCCUUCAACUUUUUGGGGAUACCCGAGUGAAUCCAAGCGAGAAAGUCGACGCUCUCACGAUCCCAGCGAGCUCUGAAUCUCAAACUCAAUCAUUCCAUCCCAAAGGCGCAUGUAUUGGGAAAAAACUUGCUUCAAUUGAGCAAUAUCCAAGAACGAAUUCUUCCCUUGACGGAGACGGUUGUGGUGAAAAUAGGUCAUUGCCAUCUCAAUCUACCUUUCAAUUUCCUUUCCUUGAGUCUGACUCGAUCUGGCAUGGAAAUGUGCAAAAAUAGGAAUGCAGGAGUCCACGCAGGCUCAUCGGAAGAAAAACGCAAUCGGAGGGUUUCAGUUUGAUAAUUGUGCCAUUUUACCCCAACGUCUUGGUCCAGGGCUGAAGUCGUCCCGGCCAUAUCCAAAGAAUCUCGAAUAAAAACCCAAAACAUCAACGCAA
Messenger RNA from Tigriopus californicus, 1660 nucleotides. Its product is annotated as GDP-fucose protein O-fucosyltransferase 1-like. Bases 134 to 1306 code for a protein of 390 amino acids. Gene Ontology annotation, biological process: protein O-linked glycosylation via fucose; Notch signaling pathway. The transcript is spliced from 4 exons. Lineage: Eukaryota; Metazoa; Arthropoda; Copepoda; Harpacticoida; Harpacticidae. The record is from RefSeq and is a predicted model, not a curated record. Gene Ontology annotation, molecular function: peptide-O-fucosyltransferase activity.